GGUGCGUUGUGACUGACCCGGCAUCGUUUCUUAAGUGUGGAGAAGUAUUUGCAAAGUUUCGGAGGCUCCUGGGCUGAAGUGUCCCCCCAUGGUGUCGUUACAAUGAAUAUGAAUAGAUGCUCCUUUGGUCAAUGGGACAGUCAAAGCACACCGCUCCAGAUAAUGGGGACGUCAUCCUAACAAGACCGUUAUGAAUAGAGGGGCUCCUUUUGUUUGGCCCCUCUCGAGCAGCGCUAUAAAUACGGAGCCCUGUGAUGAGCAGCCACAGAGCAAGAGGUGCAUCACCGAGCGAAAUCAAACCAGGCGACACGGCCUCGGUCUACAGACAGAGAGAGAGAGAAGAGAGAGAGGCUCCGGUGGGAUAAAUCAGGUGAUCAAGCAGGAGUGACUUGAAAUAAAAACAAGACAAGAGAAAGAGACAACCUCCUACCCAAGCGCAGCCAUAAAAUGAAUUCGGACUCCAGCUCCAGCAGAGCUUCCUCUCCAGACAUGGACGGGAUGUACCUCCGCGAUCACCACCAUCCACAAGACGGACGCCUGAACUCCGUGUCCUCCACGCAGAACGAGCUGCUCCAGAAGAUGACGAGCGAGCACUUGUCCAAAACGCCCUCGGGCAGCAAGUACAAACUCAAGAAGCAGGUGACCGAGCAGGAGAUCCAGCAGCUGCGCCUGAAGAUCAACGGCAGGGAGCGCAAGCGCAUGCACGACUUGAACCUGGCGAUGGACGGGCUCCGGGAGGUCAUGCCGUACGCGCACGGGCCGUCCGUGAGGAAGCUGUCCAAGAUCGCCACGCUUCUGCUGGCCAGAAACUACAUCCUGAUGCUGACCAGCUCCCUGGACGAGAUGAAGCGGCUGGUGGGCGAGAUUUACGGCGGCCACCACUCGGCGUUUCACUGCGGGACGGUGAGCCACGGCGCUGCGCACUCGGCGAGCACGGCGCACCAGGUGCAUCACCCGCUCCUCGGGAGCGCGCUGACCUCGUCCACCUCCUCGACGCUGUCGACCACUUUACCCGGACUUACUUCCAUCAGGGCGCCGCACUCGUUGAUGAAGAGCACCCCUACACCACCUCUGCAGCUCGGGGGCACUUUUCAGCACUGGGCGGGCCUGCCGUGCCCCUGCACUAUUUGCCAGGUGCCGCCACCUCCCCACCUCCCCAUCACUUCGACAGGACUGACGAGGCUUUCCACAGAAAACAAGGAAGUGAUGAAGUGAACGUGUACAUUGUGAAUGGACUGGACUUUGCAUGAUCUGUAUGUCUGUUUGUUUGUUUGUUUGUUUUAGCCCUUACAAAUUCACUACUUCGUCCUUGUAACAAGGAUCUCAUCGAUUGCUUUGUAAGGUAACUACUUUACAGUUAUGGAGUAUGUGCUGCAUAACGCACUGUAAAUAACGUCAGGGCCGCGCGAGGCUCCGUGUACAUUCACUGUAAAUGAGAGUAAAUUGUUCUAUUCGCGGUGGAAUCUAUGUGUUUGAAGUUGCCCUGGAAACGCGAGCACUCCCCUUACACGAGUUUACCUUGGUAACCACAUUUGUCUGCCAAAAAGAUAAUUUUUAAUACUACAUUAAUGUGGGAUCUCCUUAUGUGCAAAUCUCUAUGCGCAAAAUAUGGGUAUCAUGGUAAACUUGCGUAAGGCUACCUGUUGAUCAUGUGAUGUGGGGGAGUCGCGUGCAUGUAUCUUUUUGCAAAGGGCAUGAAAAGACGAAACCCACAUGUUCCUUGUAACAAGGAUUGUGAAAUGGCAUUUCAGAUGAAAACUGUACGACUAUGGAUUUAGUUCGCACUAGAGUGUUAUUAUGAUUAUGUUAUUCCUCCAUUGUCUGCCUGAGUAAUAGCUGAACCUUCAGUCGUGUUAUUUCUGUGUCGUAUCUUUAUUUGAAAUUCUUCAGCAUGGCAUCAACCUGUGAGCAUGAUCUUUUUUCCUGGGAAAAUUUUGUUAUUCCAGAGAGAUUGCCGUGGUGUUUAUUUUUGUACAUUCUUGUUGACAAAUGAGAUAUUUAUUAUUGCCCAGUGUUCCUGGAUGACAUUUCAAUAAAACGUUGCUGUAAAAAAAAGAAAGAAAAAUCUGU
Ctenopharyngodon idella (grass carp) is the source of this 2070-nucleotide messenger RNA. It is a transcript of the gene olig3, whose product is annotated as oligodendrocyte transcription factor 3. NCBI's taxonomy places the organism in Eukaryota, Metazoa, Chordata, Actinopteri, Cypriniformes, Xenocyprididae. Gene Ontology annotation, molecular function: protein dimerization activity. The transcript has a single exon. The record is from RefSeq and is a predicted model, not a curated record. Bases 448 to 1215 code for a protein of 255 amino acids.